CUUUCCCUCUGUUCUUCUUAACCUUCCUCCUUCUCUCUCAAAUAUCCCUCAGCACCCCUCUCCGUUCUGUCGGCCAGUCCAGCAGUUGCAGGCAAUGAAGAUCUCGCUUCUCACUUCCAUAAAAAGCUAACUAURGCCUACUUGGUAGAAGUUUGAAUAAUUGUAGAAACUUCAGCAGUCAGAAAUCAUUAGUGUCCCCUUGCAGAAACACGUUUGCUGGGAAUCGGCCUGGAUGUAAUUUGAAUUCUCAAUCUUUGAGAUUUGAAAUGGCUAAGUAUCAUUCUGUUCUUCAGUCCAGUAGCUUUCAGCAUUGGUUCAAAAAUUGGAAAGAACUCAAAACGCAUAAGUUGACCGCUAGUACUUUUGCUGGGGCUAUAGGGUUUUGGCCUCGUCGGAGGGCAGAACUGUGGUUAGAGAAGCUUGGAGCGACUGAGCAGUUUUGUGGUAACCUAGCCACUGGCUGGAGCAACAGCAAAGAAGUAGAGGCACUUGAAAGAUAUAAACUUAUAACAGGAAACACUGUCUUGUUUCCUGAAUUUCAAGUCUAUGGUAAAGCGAACUCUGAAGAUGAUUGGUUAGCCGCUUCACCUGAUGGUGCAAUAGACAAGAUUGUCUAUGGAUUGCCUUCAAGAGGAGUUUUGGAGAUUAAGUGUCCCUUUUUUGAUGGUGAUAUGAGAAAGGCUUCACCAUGGYCACGAGUUCCUCUUUACUCUAUUCCACAAGCUCAAGGUUUGAUGGAAAUAAUGGAUAGAGAUUGGAUGGACUUUUAUGUUUGGACUCCUAAAGGUAGCAGUCUAUUUAGAUUGUAUCGAGAUGUAGAAUAUUGGAAGGUACUGAAAAUGGCUCUAUCGGAUUUUUGGUGGAAGCAUGUUCAGCCAGCGAGGGAGUUGUGUAGUAAAUAUGCCAUUACAAAUCCUCUCAUUGAGCUAAAAUCACUGAGGCCAUCGCCCAGGCAUGAAUUAUGUAGUUAUAUAGUCUGUGAAAGCAAACGGAUUGUUGAUAAUUCUAAGUUGCUCUUGCGGGAAUUUGAUGGGAAACUUCAAACCUGAAGCACUUGUAGUGUUCAAUAGCUGAAAUUAUAUUUAGGAAUCUGAGAUUUAAGUUAUAUUCACAGUUACAGAGUUUGAAAGCUAGAAGGAGUUCUCAUUAGGCACACCAUGAGCUUGACUUGACAUCCUACUAUUGCUCCUCCCGCCUGAUGAAGGGGUGCGAACCUGUCGAGAGGUUUGAAUCUGAACCCCUGCCUUGUCAACAUCAAACGCGGGCACCUUGCCACGCCUGGCUAGGAAGGUUAGCCUUAUGCGAUUGUUGCCUAGACCCACACCGAUGAUGCCGUGGCACAUGUCACAUUCCUGACCCUCUAUUCACUGGGGUUGAAGGGGACAUGGUAGAGCAGCCGUUAGCCAAAGGCCAAAGGCCCAGACGGAAGUUAGCUUAGAGGAGUUCUGUUUGAAGGCUAUUGAUGUUAAAAGAAUCUCAAGGUUACUAUACUUUCCAUCCUUGUUAAAAGUCAUUUGCAGGCAUUGGAGUUGAGAAAAUUUUGAUGUUUGGGCAGGAGGCUCUUAUUCUAUAGUGUUUAUUUUUCCUCCUAACUACAGAAUCUUUUAGAUAUGUAUGUAAAUCUACACUGACGUAUCUGUAGUGUUCUUGGUUCUUAUCUUCACACUGCAAGAACAAUUCACUUGCAAAACGAGCUUCUCUUGUGAUCCUCUUGAGUGCUGGCUUUUUUUGAGAUUUUGUGAGGUCGUUGGCUUCAAAGAGAAUGAUAGGAUUUUUAGAGGGACCGAGAGUUUUGCAAUUAUUCUCUGGGCCUUAUGAACCCCUUUUUCAUAUAGUUCAUUUUACUCAACCUCCUUUGUAUUGAUAUUCUAUUUCUUUUUGUUCUC
Molecule: messenger RNA, 1886 nt
Organism: Momordica charantia (bitter melon)
Lineage: Eukaryota; Viridiplantae; Streptophyta; Magnoliopsida; Cucurbitales; Cucurbitaceae
Product: Restriction endonuclease, type II-like superfamily protein
Source: RefSeq, a predicted model, not a curated record